UCGCAACUUUACAUUAAGCUCUCACGUCACGUGUUGUGUGUUGUUGUCUCCCCUCAUUCGUAAACAAACACAAACCUAAACAACCUGUAGUAUUCUAAACAAACUACAAGAUUUUCCAAUAAUUUAUAUAAUUAAAAUAAACAAAUACGCUAUAAAAAUGAGUGUUUCAUUUAUAAUUUCACUCCUAGCGCUGAACAUCCUCUGGAAAGACUCAACAAAAGCCUGCUACGUAUUCCCACCAGAGCAGCGGGAUCCUUGCAAGGAUAAGCAAUGUGGGUUUGGAGCAAGCUGUGUGCCAUCCCCGGAUGGACACACGGCAACGUGUCGAUGUCCUACAUCCUGUCCCAACUAUGGGGAUCAUGCCGGCUCACGUCCUGUUUGUGGAUCGGAUGGAGUUGAUUAUAAAGAUAAUUGUGAGCUUAGAAGGGCUGCAUGUGUGAAAAAUUUGAAUAUUACUGUGACAUUUCCUGGAAAAUGCGAUCCUUGCUCAGGAGUUGAAUGCUCUGAGCCGGAAAUUUGUCAACUAAACGAUCAAAGACUUCCGGUUUGUCGAUGUGGUGAUACUUGUCCUCUGGAGUUUAUUCCUGUUUGUGGUUCGGAUGGGAAAACAUAUUCUAAUGAGUGUUCAUUAAGGCAGGAAACUUGCAGAACUAGGAAAAGUUUAAAUAUUAUUUAUAGAGGAAAAUGUAGCUCAGGAAUAAACCCAUGUGCAAGUGUACGUUGCACCCUUGGUGAGCAAUGUGCAAUCAACAAAUUUGGGAUAGCUCGUUGCGAAUGCCCUCCACCUUGUGAACCUAUUGUACGUCCAGUAUGUGCAACAGAUGGCAGAACUUAUUCCUCAGAGUGUGAAUUACGUAGAUCCGGAUGUCUCUCAAGAGUACCCGUGAAUAUAUCUCACAUUGGUGCUUGUGGCCAUGGUAAUAACAAAGGAAGUGUCAGUUCAACAGCUUGCAGUAAUCAUCAAUGUCCUCUUGGAGCGAUUUGUGUUGAGAAAGAUAACAGGGCUAGUUGUGAGUGUCCGCCAUUGUGUUCCGCUGAGUUUCGUCCUGUUUGUGGUAGUGAUGGUAUAACCUAUGGGAAUGAGUGUAAACUACGAAGGGAAGCAUGUGUACAUCGGAGGGAAAUCACUGUGUUGUAUCAUACUUCCUGCAAUGGUUGUGAAAGUAAAAAGUGUGAUCAUUACGCCAUCUGUGAGAGUGAUGGUUCAACGGAAGGAAGAUGUGUGUGUCCUCAAUCAUGUAAAGAUGAAAAGUAUAAAAAUGGUACCAUCUGUGGUUCCGAUGGUAAAACCUAUCCUAAUGAAUGUGAACUCCGCGUAAUAUCCUGUCAAACCAAACAGGACAUCCAACCUAUCUACAAAGGAGACUGCGAUCUCUGCUUAGGUGUUGAAUGUAAAUAUGGCGCACGGUGUGAAGCCGGAGUCUGUGUCUGUCCCACAAACUGUGAAACCUCUGGAGUUGAACCUGUCUGUGGCACAAACAUAAUAACAUACCCUAAUGAAUGUGAGCUUCAGAAAGCUUCUUGCCAACAAAGGAGUUUUAACGUCAAUCAACCUAUAACUGUUGUGUUUUAUGGAGAUUGCAGUGAAAGAUUUCCAGGUUCACCUGGUCACACCACUCAUUCUCCAAUUACCCACCAGGUACAUCCAGAGGUGUCUAAUCCAAUGGUGCAUACCAACUCAAUCCAAAUUUUGGAACCUGGUACUCCCGGAAUACCAAAUGCAGCUGUUCCUGUUGAAGGUGAAGCAUGUAGAGAUAUCCAUUGUGAUUUUGAAGCAACCUGUGAAUUGGGUCCUGAUAACUUCCCACGUUGUACUUGUCAAUUUGACUGUUCCAACCCAGCGUUGAUUCUGAAUGCUAAACCAGUCUGUGCUUCUGAUCUACGUAUUUAUCCUUCUUUAUGCGCUAUGAAAAUGGAAGCUUGUCAACGUCAGGAAGAACUACGUCUAAGACCUUUGGAUCUAUGUCAGGGAAUGGAGGUAAAACCAUGUAAUGGAGAUAAACCACUACUGGAUCCUUUGACUAAUAAAGAAUUGGAUUGUGGUAAUGGUCCAUUGAGGCAGGAUUGCCCUUCAGGGAGUUAUUGUCAUCAAACUGCUAGGUUUGCAAAGUGUUGUUUGAAGGAACAAGUGCAGAUGAAGAAGACCUGUGAUGACAGUUGGUUUGGGUGUUGUCCAGAUGGUAAAACACCUGCAUCUGGACCUGAACAACUAGGUUGUCCUCCGAUUUGUGGAUGUAAUAAACUUGGGGCGUAUUCGGAGGUAUGUGACCCUAUUACUAAAGAUUGUAAGUGUCGACCUGGAGUUGGAGGGGAGAAGUGUGAUCGUUGUGAACCAGGAUACUGGGGUUUACCUAAAAUAUCUUCUGGACAUCAUGGGUGCAUACCAUGUGGAUGUUCUACUUUUGGAUCAGUCCGUGAAGACUGUGAGCAAAUGACAGGCCGUUGCGUAUGUAAACCUGGUAUCCAAGGUCAAAAGUGUACCGUUUGUACAGGUCACGAUAAAAUCCUUAGUCCCAAUGGUUGUGUUUCUGCUGAUUUAAGCACACCACCUCCAUCAAGUUGUAAAGACCUGACCUGUCAUUUUGGGGCUGCUUGUUUAGAACGUGGGAGAUAUGCUACUUGUGAAUGUAACACUGAAUGUGAAGAAGGAGCCAAUCCACAAAUUGUUUGUGGGAGUGAUGGACAAACAUACCCUUCGGCUUGUCAAUUAAGGCAGAAAGCUUGUAAAUAUCAGAAGGAUAUUGUGGUUCAAGCAUUUGGUACCUGCAAGGACCAAACUGGGACUUCAAAAGCACCUAGAAGAUAUACAUCAUCAGAUUCUAAUCUUGUGAUUAGCAAGUAUACCAGACACGUGGAUGGUUUUCAAGAUACAAAAGAUCCUGUAUAUAAAAGUGCUCAUGACAUAACCUCAAAUUAGUAAACAAUCAGAAAAACGUUUAAAAAUAUAAAUAAUAACUAAUAUGAAAUUGUUUACAAAAUA
Molecule: messenger RNA, 2980 nt
Organism: Dalotia coriaria
Lineage: Eukaryota; Metazoa; Arthropoda; Insecta; Coleoptera; Staphylinidae
Product: agrin-like
Exons: 9
Coding region: 158-2917 (919 amino acids)
Biological process (GO): cell differentiation; multicellular organism development
Molecular function (GO): protein binding
Source: RefSeq, a predicted model, not a curated record